UAAGCUUUGGUGUUUCACCUUUCUUUUUCAACCUCUCUUGCCUACGGUUUUUCGUUCUACCAACUUUACCUUUCUGUUCUCUAUCCCUCUGUUUCUCUGAACGAGUGAAUUUCAACUCUGACCCCUGAAAUUAUCAAGUUCCUUGCGCGUUCAUUGUGGAUCGUAGAGAAGAGUAGAAGCUUAGCACAUAAUCAAACAUUUUGAAGAGAUUGCAAGAAGAGGGUGGCAUAGGUGAGGAAGACAUGGGUGAUGCAACGCUGUGACCAUUAUUUCAGUCUGCAGAAACAACCCAAGUGGGAUCUGAGUUUCGUGUUCUAAAACAAGCUUGCUAAUCCAGCUGCUGCAAUUUACAUCGUGCAUUUUAUAUUCCUCGGUUUGUUUGAAUUCUUUGAAGCCUCCAUGGAAGUUGUUCCCAGUGUGUUAAACAUCAUAGGCUCGUGUUGCUCAUUGCAUGAAGUCGUUAGAACAAAGCAUAAACACUUGAGAACACUCAAAAGGAGUAUUCGGCAGAUGAAUAAUUUGAUGCAAAGGCUGGAUGCUCAUGAAAGGGAUGUUGAACAUGAAAUAAACCAAUUGCGGGCGGAAUCAACAAAUGUGUGUAGUACAUGGCGUGAGCAAGUUGGUCAGGUAAGAAGUGAAGUGCGCAAUCUCAUGGAUGAAAAUGGCCGGCUUAGACAAACUAAAUGGUUCAGUUUUAUUUGUUCAAGAAUCAAGUUAGGGGAACUUGUUGAGGAGAAGAUCCGAGAUAUUCGUGAACUUAUAGAGACUGUUCCAGAUUUAAAGGAUGUUGCUAUUCCUGUAGGCAAAAGAGGUGAUAUUUUGUCUGCAACGCCAAUGAUGGGAUGCGAAACACACAAGCAAAUAUUUAUGAAGAUCCGGGGAUUCUUGUCUGAUGAGAAUGUUAGAAGGAUUGGUAUUUGUGGUUUGGGAGGAGCCGGUAAAACAACUAUUAUGUCAGAAAUUAACAAUCACCUGUUGAAUAAUAGCAAUGAGUUUAACUGCAUUAUUUGGGCGGAAGCAUCAAAGGAUCUAGAGAAGUUGCAACAAGAUAUAGCUGUGAAGUUGGAUUUGACUUUUCAAGAAGCUGAUGAUGAAAUAACAAGAGCCUCAAAAUUGUUAGAAGCUUUUAAUAGGAGGAAGAAAUUUACACUGAUUUUAGAUGAUGUUUGGGAACCAUUCACUAUUGAAAGUGUUGGAAUCCCUGUGCCAACAGUAGAGAAUGGUUGUAAAUUGGUGAUUAUAACUCGAGACGUUAGAGUGUGCAGAGGUAUGGAAACAGACAAAGAUGUGGAAGUGGAAGUUCUUUCAGAAGAAGAAGCAUGGGAUCUCUUCAAGGACAAAGUUGGGGAACAAGUGCUAUCAAAUGCAAAUAUACAAUCAAUUGCCAGGGAGGUGGCAAAAGAAUGUGGUGGUUUGCCUCUAGCUAUUGUUGCAGUUGGACGUGCAUUGAGAAACACAACUAACAUAAGAGAGUGGGAGAAUGCAUUGGCAGAGUUAAGAACUUCAAGUACUGGCAUACACACUAUUGAUGAAGUGGUGUGUUCUCGUUUGAAGUUGAGCUAUUCAAAACUAAAGGAUGAUGCAAGGCGAUCGUGCUUUCUAUAUUGUUCCUUAUACCCAAGAGGUCACCUAAUUGAUGAGAAUGAAUUGAUUAAUUAUUGGGUAUGGGAAGAUUUAUUGGAAGGUCCAAACACGUCUGUGAUGAAACGAAAGGGGCAAAUGAUUAUAGAUGAACUAAUAUCAGGAUGCUUGCUGGAAUCGAAGACUGAAAAUGGGGUGAGAUUUGUUAAAUUGCAUCAUGUGGUAAGAGACAUGGCAAUCACAAUCAUGAGUACAAAGCCUAGAUGCGUUGUGAAUGCUGGCAAGGAACAAGUAAAACCAGCAAUACCUCAAGAAUGGAGAGAGGAUGUGCAAUGGGUAUCGUUGAUGAGAAAUGAUGUGAAAUCUAUAGACUUCAGUCCAACGUGUCCUAGACUCACUUCUUUGCUACUUCAAUACAACUCAUUUGAAGAAAACAUAUCGCACCACUUCUUUGACAACAUGCAUGGGCUAAAAGUUCUUAAUCUCUCCUAUACUGGGAUUCAUGUUUUGCCGGCGUCUCUUUCGAAUUUGGAGAAUCUACAUGCCUUGUUGUUGAGCCACUGUUGGAAUCUUGUUGAAGUUCCAUCCUUAGAAAGGCUCACUAAAUUGAAGUAUUUAGAUUUUUCAUUUUCUAGAAAGUUAAUAGAACUUCCACCGGGGAUGGAACAAUUGACUGAUUUGAGACACUUGGAUUUCUCCUUCACAUCUGUCCAAAACUUACAAGCUGGACUCAUAUCCAAAUUUACUCUUCUGGAGGGCUUGUUGAUGUUGGGUACGCAUAUGAUUGGAGUAUCAUCUGAGAGCGAAGUACGCCCUUUGUUUGCAGUGUCAGUGGAAGAAAUCAUAUCCUGUCGUAAUCUGUCUCUUCUACACAUGCAAUUCCUUGACUUUGAAGAUUAUCGAAAAUUUGCUGAAUUUUUGAAUUAUUCUCAAUUAAAGGAGUCGAAGCUUGUUGUCGGGUUUUCAGUUGUUCCAAAAUUAUCUGAGAAAAAUUGUUUGGCAAUAAGUAGGAGAGGCAAAGGAAGAGAUGUUUCAGAAGCCCAGACUACUGCAUUGAUUCCACGAAAUGUAGAGGAGUUAAUAAUUUCUAAGUUUGAUGGUAUGGAACGCGUUCUUGAAUCCGAGGAGAAUAAUUUGCCCCAGCGACAGCCAAUGAAUCUACUACAUCAUAUUCCAAGGUUGAGGAGCAUGUUGAGAUCAGGUACUCUGAUGAACCUCAAGAGAAUUGAGGUGUCAGUCUGUUGUUCGUUGAAAUGUCUGUUCCCGAGGCAGCUCGUGGACGAGCUUAAAAGUCUGGAAGAAAUUGUCAUCGAAUGGUGCUUCGCGAUGGAAGAAAUUAUUGAAGGAGAGAGGAAUGCAAGCGCUGAAAACAGCAGCCAUGCUGCCAAAGUGAUCCUUCCGAAAUUGCAAAGGUUGAAAUUGAAGGAGUUGCCAAGACUGAAAAGCAUAUACAAAGGGGACAUUGAAUGCAAUUCUCUACGCACUAUUGAAGUUGUGGGCUGCAUUGCUCUGAUGAAGUUGCCUCUGGGUUUGUUUGGAGUAGAGGCUGGUCAGCAAAUCUCACCAUCAACCACUCUCCAAGAAAUAAUAUGUGAAAACGAAUGGUGGCAAUCACUGCAGUGGGACCAACCUGAAGCUGAGAAUCUCCUUCGACCACGCUUAGUCGGUUACUAUGACAGUGGUCUGGCGUGGAGGCAUGCAUCCAUGGACAGGUUUGCUCCGAGCAGCAGUAAUACAGUGUGAAGGCAGUAUUCGAGUGGAACUAGCCACGAUAUCUUGAUUUGAUUCCACACGUGUGUUGUUAAUUUACUGUUAAUGUUUUUUUUUUAAUAAAGUUUGAUGAUUGGUAGGAAAACAUUUGGGUGCACUCGUUACUUUUGUUUGAUCUGAAUGAUUUUAAAGCUAUUUUCAAAUGUAUUUUCAUGACUUGUAUUGUUCCACAUAUGCUUUUAUGAAUUAUUUUUGGCUUCUGUGUGUGUGGUAAGUACGAUGUCUGUGAUAAUUUAUCAUUUAGUUACCGAAAAUUAGUAAUUGCAUGGCCAGA
Prosopis cineraria is the source of this 3625-nucleotide messenger RNA. Its product is annotated as probable disease resistance protein At4g27220. The transcript is spliced from 3 exons. Lineage: Eukaryota; Viridiplantae; Streptophyta; Magnoliopsida; Fabales; Fabaceae. Gene Ontology annotation, molecular function: ADP binding; protein binding. The record is from RefSeq and is a predicted model, not a curated record. The coding region runs from base 400 to 3324 and encodes 974 amino acids.